AUAUAAUAGAUUAGACAACUCCGCACAUGCAAGUUGUUUUAGGGUUUUCUUCUUUCACUAUAACACCGCCACUCUUCCUUUGGAUAACACAGUAAUGACAGAUCUCUCUACUAAUCGCCGCCUCUAAUCUCUCUACCUCCGUUGUCACCGAUCAGCCUUCUUUGCCUUACAUUGCUUUUGCCUGUUAUGUCCAACAAUGUCUUGCCUCAGCCUUUGCCUGUAAGUACACAAAUGGGUCCAUGCGUUGGUGUGUCUACUCCGGAAGUGAGAUUCUUGUCAGAACCAAACUGUAACUAUCAAGAGGCUCAGAUCUCUGUGAGGCAGGAUUGUAAUGUAAUGAUGCAGUCAUCGUUUGUGCCUAAUGGUGCUAUUGAUACAACUCAGUUACAUGGUAAGAGGAAAACACUGUCGCAGCCUAUGUCUCAUUCUCAACCAUUGGCUGUGCAAAAUAAACGGAUGGUACCGAACCGAGCAUGGGCGUCUGACCUAAAUAAAGGUCCCAAGUCAGCUUCUCUUUCGCCUAAAACACAGUAUUUGCCUGCUUCAUCAUUAUGUACGAAUACUUCUUUUUCUUGUAAUAAACCUGGGAAGCUAACUACAACGAGGAAACAAGUUUCACAGCCGCUGAAACCUCAAAACGAGUCUUCUAAUAUUGUGAGGUCCAAAAUGAGAGAAUCGUUAGCUGGUGCACUGGCAAUGGUACAGUGCCAAAAGGAUGCUACCAAGGAGUCAAAAACGUUACAUAGCGAGCCAGAGUUAGCUGCUUCUGGAGUUGAUGUGAUGGUGUCUAAUGGGAGCCUCAAUGAUUCUAGUUUUGGAGGAGGUAUCUCUGUUCAGACUGAGUUCUUAGCCAUGGCCAAGACAAGUGAUACCCAAGACUUUGCUGCACAAGAGCCUUCUCCGCAAGCCAAUGUUUCAUAUACUAACAGUGUGUUUACAAAAGAUUAUCUUUUGCAAGGGACUGGUGACCUCUCUUGGGCUCUUGAGUCAGAUUUAGAGUUUACAGAAAAUUGUCAAAAUGAAAUGACUGCAGCAGCGGCUAAUGGUGGGAGCCAGGAAAAAUUGCUGCUGGAUCCAAAAGUGUUGGCGUUUAAAAUAGAAGGAGAACUCUUCAAGUUAUUUGGCGGCGUGAAUAAGAAGUACAAAGAGAAAGGAAGGUCGCUCUUAUUCAAUUUGAAAGACAAGAGUAAUCCUAAGCUCAGGGAAAAGGUUAUGUACGGAGAAAUUGCAGCAGAGCGGUUGUGUUCAAUGUCAGCUGAGGAACUCGCUUCAAAGGAACUAGCGGAGUGGCGGCAAGCCAAAGCAGAAGAGAUGGCUCAGAUGGUUGUUCUGCAGGAUACAGAGGUGGAUAUCAGAAGCUUGGUGAGGAAAACACACAAAGGAGAGUUCCAAGUGGAAGUGGAGCCAAUGGAUAGUGGCUCACUGGAGAUCUCUGUGGGGUCGAGUUCGCUUAACUGGUCUCGACCAAAGAAUAUCAAGAAGAAAACACCUGGUGGAGUCAAGAAUGAGUCUAGUGAGGGCUCUGCACUAAUUAACGGUGUCACAGUAGAUGAUGAGAUGCAGGCUGCCACUGGAUCUCUUCCUCCAAUUGUUUCUCUUGAUGAGUUCAUGUCAUCCAUAGAUCCAGAAUCUCCAUCUGAGUCUUCAGGUAUUGGGAAAGGACCUUCCGUAUCAGAUCAUAAUGAUGCAGAGGCUAAUAUUGAUAUUGGUACAUUACCAGUUAAGGCCGAGGGUGAUGACUUAGUAUCCUCAAUGUCUCAUUCUGAUUUGAAAUCUGUUUUCAUACCUGCGGGUGAACGUCUAUGGGAAGGUGCACUCCAGUUGAGUGUUUCUUCUCUGAUCUCUGUCAUCGGCAUUCUGAAAAGUGGUGAAAAGACUACUACAAAAGAGUGGCCUAUGUUGCUUGAGAUCAAGGGUAGAGUCAGAUUAGAUGCAUUUGAGAAGUUUGUACGAGAGCUCCCAAACUCCAGGAGUCGUGCUGUAAUGGUAUUAUUUUACUGCUUGCAAUUUCACAUUCAUUGCUUGAAAGCUGUCUACUUGGCUAAAGUUAUGUGUUUCGUCUGCAAAGAAGAGUGCUCCAAGACAGAACAAGACACCAUUUCUGAGGUGGUGGAUUCAUACUGUAAAGAUGAGAGAGUGGGUUUCGCUGAACCGGUUUCAGGAGUUGAGCUUUACCUUUGCCCAACACGUGGCAGAACCACCGAGAUUUUAAGCAAUAUUGUUCCAAGAAACCAACUUGAUUUCUUGAAAUCUUUAGAUGAUGAUGGUCUUAUAGGUGUUGUUGUAUGGAGAAGACCACAAUUAAAAAAACCACCACUAUCUUACUCUCAUCACAAGAACCACGGUUCUUCGUUAACCACACUUAAUACGUCUCGUUACGGUAACAUGCGAGAGGUCAACAACCAUGACGACGGUGGUGAUGUGCCGCCGGGGUUUGGUCCAACGGCCGUGGCUAGGGAUGAUGAUGAUGACUUGCCUGAAUUUAACUAUUUGUCUCGUGGAGAUGUUGUCAUGGACCGGACCAGCCGGUCCGAUUCUGUAAGAGAGCUAAUUCAUAAAUAUGGAAAAUCUGAACCUUUGUGGAAUCAAGGUUAUUAUAAUAAUUGCGACAAUGGCAUACUACCAGAAUGGCAGUCUCAACCAAACCCAACGAACGUAAAUGGUGGCUCAAUGGUUAGACUACGUAAUGAGUGGUGGAGGCAUCAGGCUGGAGGAUAUUAAAUGACUUUUUAUCCAAAUUUUGAAAAUUUGUUUGUUUGGUUUGUAAUGUAGAUGCUUCUUAAAACUGAGUGCUUUUAUUUUUUUAUCAAGAUCUUUGAAUUUUGCGUUCUUAA
Brassica rapa (field mustard) is the source of this 2834-nucleotide messenger RNA. RefSeq lists its product as uncharacterized. Gene Ontology annotation, cellular component: nucleus. NCBI's taxonomy places the organism in Eukaryota, Viridiplantae, Streptophyta, Magnoliopsida, Brassicales, Brassicaceae. Gene Ontology annotation, biological process: DNA-templated transcription. The record is from RefSeq and is a predicted model, not a curated record.